GGGAAAAAAACAGCAAUUUAAAAAAAAAAGCAGUAGAAUGGUUCAGUAAAGUUAGUUCCUGGUGAGAUAGGAGUUUACAGUCCGAAUGGCCUCUGGGAAGAAACUCCUUCUCAACCUCUCCGUUCUCACAGCAUGGCAACGGAGGCGUUUGCCUGACCGUAGCAGCUGGAACAGUCCGAUGCAGGGGUGGAAGGGGUCCCCCAUGAUCUUAUUGGCUCUGGAGUUGCACCUCCUGAAUGUAUAGUUCCUGAAGGGGGGCGAGUGAAGUUCCCAUAGUGCGUUCGGCCGAACGCACUACUCUGCAGAGCCUUCUUGUCCUUGGCAGAGCAGUUUCCCAAACCAAAUUGUAAUAUUUCCGGACAAGAUGCUUCCCACAGCCGCUGAGUAGAAGCACUGGAGGAUCCUCGGAGACACUCUGAAUUUCCUCAAUUGCCUGAGGUGGUAAUAAAGGCGCUGCCUUGCCUUACUCACGAGUGCUGCAGCGUGUGAUGCCCAUGUCAUAUCCUCAGAGAUGUGGACUCCCAGGUAUUUAAAACAGCUCACCCCAUCCACAGUAUCCCCAUUUAUCCUCAAUGGGGAUACUGUAGGUCCUCGGAUGAUGUGCCCUCCUAACUAUUAACGCCUAGAUAGGCACAAAAUGCUGGAGGAACUCAGCGGGACGGGCAGCAUCUGUGGAGAGAAGGCACUGGUCGAGACCCUUCAUCAGGCUCAUACCGACGCUGGACUGUAAAAGUUGCCCAAGGGAAACUUUUUCUCGCUACGAGGUUGUGCUCCUGGUUUGAUCCCACGACCAACCAAGAUUUGCUGCCUCCCAACACGUGGGAGUCUCUCGCAAAGUUAAAGAGGGGAGGGCUUGUUGCAUUGAGAAAGGAGAGGUGAUGUCUCGAGUAGCUGCGUGGUUUAAAGCGGGGAGAAUGAAAGCGCUGGCUCGGGUCUCGGGAGCGGCGCCAGGAACCCGCAUGGACACUGCACACAGGUCACCGGCGAGGCUGGAAUGGACAAAGGAGGCAGCAGGGAUAUCCCGGGCCAGGUCGGCGGCGCCCGCAGCAGCACCGACAGCAGCGCCAGCACCGACACCGCCCGCGGCCAAGAGCUUGAACGAUAUGCCCGGACCCAGCACGCUGAGUAACUUCGUGGAGUUCUUCUGGAGAGACGGGUUCAGCAGAAUACACGACAUACAACUCCAGCACACGAAGCGAUACGGCAAGAUCUUUAAAUCGCACUUCGGACCGCAGUUUGUGGUGUCCAUCGCCGAUCAGGACAUGGUGGCGCAGGUGCUGAGGGCGGAGGGCAAAUCGCCGCAACGGGCCAACAUGGAGUCGUGGCAGGAAUACAGGCAUCUGCGUGGACGGGCCCUGGGUCUUAUAUCUGCGGAGGGCGAGGAGUGGCUGAAGAUGAGGAACGUGCUGAAGCAGCGCAUCAUGAAGCCCAGGGACGUGGCAGUGCUCGCCGAUGGAAUGACGGAGGUCGCCGGCGACCUGAUCAAAAGGAUGCGGCACGUGAAAGAUGGCAGCUCGCAGACCGUGGCCGACGUCAACAACUUGUUCUUCAAGUUCGCGAUGGAAGGUGUGGCCACCAUCCUCUUCGAAGCCCGCCUGGGCUGCCUGGAGAACGAGAUCCGGCAGGAGACCAAGGAGUACAUGGAAGCCCUGGAGCUGAUGUUCAGCAUGUUCAAGACCACCAUGUAUGCGGGGGCCAUCCCCAAGUGGCUCCGGCCUUUCAUUCCCAGACCAUGGGACGAGUUCUGCCGAUCCUGGGACGGACUCUUCCGAUUCAGUGAGGUCCACGUGAACAGGAAGGUGGCUCAGAUGAAGCAGCAGUCGGAGCGAGGAGAAGAGGUCCACGGUGGAUUGUUGGCCCAUCUGUUGGUCAGUCAGGAGAUGACAUUGGAGGAGAUAUAUGCCAACAUGACUGAGCUGCUACUGGCCGGGGUAGAUACGACCUCGUUCACCUUGUCGUGGAGCACCUACCUGUUGGCCAGGUACCCCGAGGUCCAGAGGGCGGUGUACGAGGAGAUCCUGCAGAACCUGGGGCGAGACGCCACGCCAACGGCCCAGGACCUGCACAAACUGCCCCUACUCCGCUGUGUCCUCAAGGAAACACUGAGGAUGUUCCCUGUUCUUCCCGGGAAUGGGCGAAUCACUCAAGAAGACAUGGUUGUCGGAGGAUAUUUCAUCCCAAGCGGGACGCAGCUUGCCCUCUGCCACUACACCACGUCGCACGAUGGCGCGGUGUUCGACCGGCCAGGAGAGUUCCAGCCCUGUCGCUGGAUGCGACGGACCGUCACUGAGCGGGUGGACAACUUCGCCGUCAUCCCCUUCGGCUACGGGGUCCGCAGCUGCGUCGGGCGGAGGAUCGCCGAGCUGGAAAUCUAUCUGGCUCUCGUACAGCUCCUGCAAGCGUUUGAGAUCCAGUUGCCCCCGGAGACGGGGCCUAUACCCGCCAAGACGCACGGCCUACUGGGACCUGGAAAACCCAUUGCCCUGAUGUUUGUGGACAGGAAAUAAUACCCCCCGGCACAGCAGGGGUGAAAGGUCAAAGGCCAGCGCGGCAUUCGAGGGACGCCAUGGAAACCACGCGGCACUACUUUCCGAAGAAGGGCCCUGACCCGAAACGUCACCCAUCCCUUUUCUCCAGAGAUGCUGCCUGACCCGCUGCGUAACUCCAGCAUUUUGUAUCUGCCUUCAGUACCUUUGACAUGUUUAGUUUAGAGAUACGGCACGGAAACAGGCCCUUUGGCCCACCGAAUCCACGCCGACCAGCGAUCUAUAGUAUUCAAGAAGGAACUGCAGAUGCUGGAAGAUCGAAGGUACACAAAUGCUGGAGAAACUCAG
Molecule: messenger RNA, 2834 nt
Organism: Leucoraja erinaceus (little skate)
Lineage: Eukaryota; Metazoa; Chordata; Chondrichthyes; Rajiformes; Rajidae
Gene: cyp27c1
Product: cytochrome P450 27C1
Exons: 9
Coding region: 879-2507 (542 amino acids)
Biological process (GO): cholesterol metabolic process; cellular response to peptide hormone stimulus; glucocorticoid biosynthetic process
Cellular component (GO): mitochondrial inner membrane
Molecular function (GO): iron ion binding; heme binding; monooxygenase activity
Source: RefSeq, a predicted model, not a curated record